Girardinichthys multiradiatus is the source of this 5908-nucleotide messenger RNA. It is a transcript of the gene mid1, whose product is annotated as midline 1. The record is from RefSeq and is a predicted model, not a curated record. NCBI's taxonomy places the organism in Eukaryota, Metazoa, Chordata, Actinopteri, Cyprinodontiformes, Goodeidae. The coding region runs from base 285 to 2354 and encodes 689 amino acids. The transcript has 11 exons. Gene Ontology annotation, molecular function: zinc ion binding; protein binding.
GGUUGAACCAUUUGGACCAGUUUCGGCUUGCUUUGGAAAGAGGAGGCUUGUGUGAGAAAACAUUCAGAAACGGGAAGAAAACGGAUGAAGUGGCAGCACCCAGACCGACAGUUAAAAAGUAGAGGAAGGAAAGUCAAAAUUUUUAGAAAACUCAUCCCUGAUUUCUAUCUGUAUCUGUGUGUCACCCCGACAGAGGACUGUCCGGUUGAGGGAAUAAGAGCCUGUGAGAUAGCUGAUCAGCUUCCCUGGAUUUCGCUGACAAUCCCUCUUUGUUGUGCCUGAAAAUGGAAACACUAGAGUCUGAGCUGACCUGCCCAAUCUGUCUGGAGCUUUUUGAGGACCCACUGCUGCUGCCCUGUGCUCACAGUCUUUGUUUCAACUGUGCCCAUCGAAUCCUGGUCUCCCAUUGCACCCCCAGCGAGCCUAUUCAGUCUAUCAGCGCCUUCCAGUGUCCAACUUGUCGCUAUGUCAUUACUCUUAACCAAAGAGGCCUAGAGGGACUCAAACGCAACGUGACCCUACAGAACAUCAUCGAUCGCUACCAGAAAGCCUCUCUAAGUGGACCCAACUCCCCUAACGAGACUCGUCGAGAGCGAGUGAUCCCAGAAGGCAAAGCCAUGACCUCCCCCACGGACCGUGUGCAGUGUCAGUUCUGUGAGCAGGACCCCCCGCAGGAUGCUGUGAAGACCUGCGUUACCUGCGAGGUAUCAUACUGCGAGGAGUGCCUCAAGGCCACCCACCCAAACAAGAAACCUUUCACAGGCCACAGGCUGAUUGAACCCUUGCUGGACACCCACCUCCGGGGGCUCAUGUGUUUGGAGCAUGAGGAUGAGAAGGUCAAUAUGUACUGUGUUACAGACGAACAGUUGAUCUGCUCCUUGUGCAAGCUUGUCGGCCGACAUCGAGACCACCAGGUGGCGGCCCUCAGUGACCGAUAUGACAAGCUCAAGAAAUCUCCUGGCCGCUUUCUCUGUGCGGGGAGUGAUCAAUCAUAUAAGGAGGCGGACCAGCAAGCACUGGACUCCAACCUCAGCAGUCUAAUCAAGAGGACCAGUGAAUUAGAAAGCUUGAUGGGAAAACUUAUUCAAACCUGCCAAAAUGUGGAGGUAAAUGCCUCACGGCAAGAAAACAAGCUACAGGAAGAGUGUGACCUACUGAUUAAUAUCAUACAGCAGCGAAGACAAAUCAUAGCAACAAAGAUAAAGGAGGGAAAGGCCAUGAGGCUGAGGAAGCUUGCUCAGCAGAUAGCAGGCUGUAAGCAGUGUGUCGAGAGAUCGUCGUCCCUCAUCACUCAGGCUGACCAAACCCUCAAGGAGAGCGACCAUGCCCGCUUCCUUCAGACAGCUAAAAGUAUCUGUGAGAGGGUCUCUAUGGCGACAGCAUCCUCUCAAAUACUGUUACCAGAAAUUAACCUGAAUGAUGCUUUUGAUACUUUUGCUUUGGACUUCACAAGGGAAAAGAAAAUGCUAGAGAGUUUAGAUUACCUUACAGCACCAAAUCCACCAGCAAUCCGUGAGGAACUAUGUACAGCUUCGUACGACACCAUAACAGUUCACUGGACAUCUGACGAUGAGUUUUCUGUUAUAUCAUAUGAACUACAGUACGCCAUCUUCACCAGCCAAUCUAAUGUUGUCAGUCUGUGUAACUCUGUUGAUAGUUGGAUGAUAGUACCAAACAUCAAGCAAAAUCAAUACACUGUGCACGGACUCCAGUGUGGCACCAACUACAUUUUCAUAGUGAAGGCCAUAAACCAGGCUGGAAGCCGCAGCAGCGCCCCAGGGAAACUCAAAACUAACAGUCAGCCAUUUAAACUGGAUCCAAAGUCGGCUCACCGGAAGCUAAGGGUAUCCCACGACAACCUUACAGUGGAGAGAGAUGAGACAUCAUCAAAAAAGAGCCACAGCCAGGAGCGCUUCUCCAGUCACAGCAGCUACGGGGUCACUGGGAAUGUCUACAUAGACAGUGGCCGCCAUUACUGGGAAGCUCUGAUUGGAGGCAGCACAUGGUUUGCCGUGGGGAUUGCUUACAAGUCUGCACCAAGACAUGAGUGGGUUGGCAAGAACUCUGCCUCCUGGGUACUCUCCCGCUGCAACAACUCAUGGGUGGUGCGUCACAACAGCAAGGAGAUCCCCAUCGAGCCUUCACCACACUUGCGGCGCCUGGGGAUACUGUUAGAUUACGAUUUAGGAACUUUCUCCUUCUAUGACGCCGUGGCCUCGCAGCACUUGUACACAUUUGACAUUGACUUUGUUCAGCCAGUCUGCCCAGUGUUCAAUGUUUGGAAUAAAUGUUUGACUGUCCUCAGUGGACUACCCAUCCCAGAUCAUUUAGAGAGCACAGACUUUAACCACUGAUCAAACAGUCCCUACUUGAUUGUUCUUAAUGACGACAAAGAUACGCUGCCUUGCAGAACUAUUCACACCCUUUGAACGUCCACAUUUUGUAAUGUUAUGACCACAAACCUCAAUAUAUUUAUUGGAAUUUUAUCUGAUAGACUCAAUAAACUGCAUAAUUGUGAACAUGAAGGAAAAUAAUGCAUGGUUUUCAAAUGUUUUUAUUCAUUUGUAUUCAUUCCCCUUAACUUAACACUUCUUAGAACCAUGUUCCUAUCAGCUUUGUACAUCUAGAGACUUUAUUAUUUUCCCAUUUUUUGCAAAAUAGCCCAAGCUUAGCCAGACAGGAAGGAGAGCAUUAGCGAACAUCAAUUUUCAAGUCUUGCCAUCGAAAAUCAAUUGGAUUUAGGUCUGGACUUUGACUGGGCCAUUCUAAUUAUUUAUGCAUUUAACCAAAACUUAUCAUUGUAGCUAUGACUGUAUGAAUAGGGUUGCUGCCCUGCUGGAAGGUGAACCUCUAGAGCCUCUAAUAGGUUUUCUUCCAGGAUUGCCCAGUAUUUGUCUCCAUCCAUCUUCCCAAUAAACUCUGACCAGCUUCUCUGUCCCUGCUUAAGAAAAACAUUCCCACAGCAUGAUGCUGUCACAUUCAUGUUUCUGACGACGUGCAGUUUUUCCUGCACACAUUCUGCAUGUAAGCCAGAAAGUUCAAUUUUAGUCUUAUAUGACCUGCACACCUGCUUCCACAUGUUUGCUGUGUGCAUAUGUUGUGGAAAACUUGAACUGGGAUAUCCUUCAGCUUUUAUUCACAAUGGUUUCUUCUUUAUAGUCUUUAAAUUUAAUUUCCCUUUGGGAUUAAUAAAGUAUUAUUUAAUUGAAUUGAAUUGAAUUGAAUUAAAGACAACAUUUGUGUGGUACAGAAGUAAUUCAGCAUAGACCCCAGAUUCUGAUUAGUCUAUCAAGCUGGGGAAAGAAAUUGCAGCCAAUAACAUGGUGGUGUCGAAAUGUUACAACAAUCUAUUUCUUGUUACUCAAUGACUGUAACAGAACAUGUUAAAGCUCUCCAAGAACAUUUCCUGCUACAUUAAAUAUUAAAUAGCAAAUAUAUUACUGGCAUUCCUAUAUAUUUUGCUAAUAUUUAUUACUAUCCUAGCAGAUUUGCAUUAUUAUUAUUAUUAACAAUAAAUUUGCGAUGAUAGUGUGGAGCCCUUGAUGGCAGGUACGCUUUCCAUUUUCAUAUGAUCGACUGAACAGUGCUCUGUGAGCUGUUUAAAGCUUGGAUAUUGUUUUAUAACCUAACCCUGCUUUAAACUUCACUACAGCUUUAUCGCUGACCUGUCAGAUUUGUUUCUUUAUCGUCAUGAUGCUGUUUGUUCACUAAUGUUCCAUAUCAUACUACUGAGGCCUUCGCAGGACAACUACAUAUAUACUGAAAUUGAAUCCCACACAGGAGGAUUUUAUUUACUAAGUGACUUCUGAAGGCAAUUAGUUAAACUGAAUUUUAUUUAGGGGUAUCAGAUAAAAGGGGCUGAAGGAUUUUCAUUUGGAAAAAAAUGGUAAACUAUGUGUAAUUUUCCUUCACAAUUGUGUACUUUGUGUUGGUCUAUCACUUACAAUCACAAAAAUAACACGUUUGAAAUUUGUGGUUGUAGCGUUGAAAAAGUGUGGAAAAGUUUAAAGUAUAAAUACUCUUAUGAGCUAUUGUAAAUGACCUACAUGAAUACAUGCAAAACGAAAUGGCAAAUAUGACUGAAUUAAGCCCAUGUUGAAAUUUAUCAGAAUCAGCUUUAUUUGCCAAGUUUGUGCACAAAAACAAGAUAUAUUGUUUUGGUUUCACUUGCUCUCAGUGAGGACAUCUGUUUUGUCAGAAAUAUUAAAAGGGGAAAAAAAAGAUUUUUGUAAAUAUGUAUAUAUAGUGGUUUUACAAAAAAGAAAGACAUGGUUGAAUUGUGCAAAUAUGCAUUGUAUAGAUCUCAGCACUCUGUUAAGUGUUUGUCAGAGAGACAGCCUACGGGAAAGAAACUGUCUCUGUGGUGGCUAUUUUUUGCAAUUGGUGCACUGUAGACCUGACCCAAAGGUAAAGGUCUAAACAGUUUAUUUGCAGGGUGUGUGGGAUCUGCAGAGAUGCUAGCUGUCCUUUUUCUAAUCCUAGACCUGUACAAGUCCUGGACGGAGGGAAGAUCAGCCCUGAUUAUUCUCUCUGCAGACCUAAUAGUUAGUUGUAGUUUGGACCUGUCCGCUUUUGUGGAUGAGCCAAACCACACCAUGAUGCAUGUGCACAAAACAGAUUGAAUAAUGGCAGUUUAGAAAAUGACCGGCAGCUCCUGUGGAAGGUUGUACCUCUUUAGUUGCCGCAGUAAGUACAGUUCCUGCUGGGCCUUCUUCUGAACAGUGUCUAUGUGCGAGAACCAUCUCAGGUCCCAAAAAAGCGUGGUUCCUAGGAACUGGAAGUGAUCCAUAACCACAGUGUGGUUGAGGAUGAUGAGGGGAAGCAGUGUGGAGGGUGUUAUCUGGAAAUCCAACAACAUCUCCACUGUCUUGAGCAGCUUAAGCUCCCGAUGGUACUGACUGCACCAGUGGACAUACUGAUCCACCUACUGUCUGUAUAUGACUCUUCACUGUCCUGGAUCAGUCCAAUGACAGUGAUGUCAUCUACAAACUUAAGGAGUUUCACAAAUGGGCCUGCUGAGUUGCAGUCAUUUGUGUACAGGGAGGAGUGGGGAGAGAACACACCCCUGGGGGGCACCGGGGCUGAUGGUUCUUGUGUGGGAGAAGAUGCUCUCCAGCCUUUCCCGAUACUGCCGGUCAGUCAGGAAGCUAGUGAUCCACUGACAGGUGGAGGCUCGCACUUUGAGCUGGGUGAGCUACUGGUUGAGGAUGUCUGGGUUGAUGGUGCUGAAGGCUGAGCUAAAGUCUAUAAACAGGAUUCUGGCGUACGACCCUGGGUGGUCGAGGUGGUGCAGGAUGAAGUGUAGACCCAAAAUUGAAUGCAUCAUCUGCCGACCUGUUUAUUGGAAUUAUUUAAGUCAAUUUCAGGCACUUGUAAAUACUUUUCUUUGCUUUGCACGAUACUUAGCAGGGUGAGUUUAGAAAUUAGUUUAAAAUCUGACAUUCAAGACAAUAUUUUUAAUGGGCUCAGGAGUAUUUUUUAUUGUUUUUAUUUUUAUUGCUUUGGGUUUUUUUUCAUUGAGGAUGUUGAUGGGCAUUUAUGCACAAACUACAAGAGACUUUAAACUGCCAGACUUUUUUAAGACAGAUUUUUUUUUAUUGCAGUUUAACUGAUUUGUAUUAAAUGCCAGCACUUUGAUAAGAAGGUCUUUACUAUGAAAUGCAUUUCUAAGUCACUACCAGACUAAAUGUUUUCACUUGUUCUUUUGUUUUAAGGGAAAACAUUUUUAAUCAGAAUAAAGCAGUUUCACUCACAAAGUUUGAUUCAAAAUGAAUUUAUUUGAAUAUUUAUUAUCCUUUGUUGCUUAGUACAAUUUAGAAUCUCCUCACCGCAGAAGCUUCAAUGCUUCAUUGCAGUUUUCACAUUUAGGUAUCCUUACAAAGGCGUAAUAAAAUCUUACUCCAUGUGA